This is a messenger RNA of Anopheles marshallii, 1923 nucleotides long. RefSeq lists its product as uncharacterized. Lineage: Eukaryota; Metazoa; Arthropoda; Insecta; Diptera; Culicidae. The transcript is spliced from 5 exons. Bases 1 to 1923 code for a protein of 640 amino acids. The record is from RefSeq and is a predicted model, not a curated record.
AUGCCUACACAAUGGGCACUGGUUAACAAAUUUUCCCUACCGGAAGAACUCUCACUAAGCAUCACGUAUCUGCAGCGAGCUUUGCGGGAUUGUGUUUUCCAACAUCAGGUUUUGGCUUCUAAAAUCAAUAAUUUACCGAUGUACCAGCGCCCCAAAGUCAAACAAUACAUGCUGGAGCUGGAACGGGAAAUGCUAUCGAUCGGCGAGGAACAAGAAGGUUUGGUACGGCAGUUGUCCGAACGGGUGAAACGAUUUCAAAUGACGAUACAGUCGCAACAUCGGGUUACGCUAUGUGACGAUCUGCUGUACGGGUUCGUGUCCCGGCAGCUUGCUGGCCAGCACGAAUCGAUCGUUUUCAAAAGUACACCGAAACACAUUUCCCCACGCUGGAGUGCAACCGAGCUGGCUCAGAAGUACAGCCUGGAAACGAUCCUCGAAACGAUCGAUUUAAAGGAAGAGGAAAACAAAUUGGAAAUUCAACAAUCACUCGAUUUAAAUCCACCCGACGACGAUGAUAGCUGGAUUCCAGUGACGUCAACCACGAAACGAAGCAACAAACAAUCCAAAUCGGUCGCGAAAACUUACACAAGACCUUUGCCAACAGCAGAACUUAGCUUUCGUGCUGGUUUCAAUACGAAACCGGCCCUAUCACAACCGCCCGUUGCCACAAGCGAGCGUGCGUUUGCAAGCAUUUCCGGCGAAAAGUCUAUCAUCGCCGAGAAAGUGAAAAGCGAAAGUAAGUUAAAUGUACCGAAGGAACCAAUAUCACGCGGGACGGUGGAAAAAUUCUCGGAAGAUGAACAGCAAGCGACCCUGUCGGUAAAGACAGAAAGUUCAGCGAAGGUGGAAGGCGGUUAUCGUGGUGUUUGGGUACCGGGAUGCCCGGGACGGCCACCCAAGGCAGCAAACUACAUAUCCGCCGCUAAGUUAGCCGGGAUCCAAGCACGGCGCGCAUCGGUCCCACUAGCGAAACCCAUCGCCCAAAGGCGUGCCUCGAAACGGAUGGAACUGUUGGCGGAGAAAGUGAAACCAGCCCAGGAGCAGCUGUCAGAAUCCCCCGGCGAGGAUGAAGAUCAACUGUCCGAGGUGUUGGAAAUGUCGGCCGCCAUUCGACGCGGACGUAGCAAUCUUCUGCAGGCGCUGAAAAAACAGAAGCGUGGUCCUGGAAGACCACCGAACAUAGACCACCAAAAAGCUUCAAAGCGUGGUCCCGUUCCCGGCGGUAGCAAGCUCGUGAAACACUCGUCAUAUGCUUCGUCCGGUUCUUCACCGAAUUCUCGUUCGUCCACACCGACCUGGGGAACGCGCCAGCAUUCGGAAGAUUCCUCCGAUCGCCGGUCGUCCUCGACCGAGUACCCUCCACUGAACGAUCCGGGCGAAACGCUCGGGUUCGCGGCGACUAGCAUCUAUGACAUGGGACAGGAUGGAUUUCUGCGUUACCUUGAACUGCACACACCGGCAGAGGCACAAGCAUUAAAGGAGCGGAAGCGGGAACGAAAGCGUCGCAGCUGUUACAGCACGGAACGGAAAGAUUUUCACUACGGCAAGCUGGAUUACUACGAACAGCAGCAACAGUACCAGGCUGUACGUGCCUCUAAGCGAACCCAUCAGCGCCCGGUCCUAUACUCACCACCGGUGGCUGCGAUUAAGAAGCGGAAGCAAUCAACGCUAGCCGUCUGUAACACGGCCACAACUUCGCUAGUCCGACACCGACCACAGCCGGCAAACAUUUUCGCUGCAAUGGACAAGCGAACAUGCUUCGUUUGCUUCAAAAGUGGUACAACCGAUGAAUUGAGCGCUUGCAUGAACUGUUGCAACAUAUACCAUCUCAGCUGUCACACGAUCAACGAACAGUCCGACGCGUACCGCCAUCGGGAUGAUCUGUGUCCUGUUUGUCUCGAAUCGGACGACCUUAGCAAAUAG